Messenger RNA from Atta colombica, 651 nucleotides. RefSeq names its product ATP-binding cassette sub-family G member 1-like. The record is from RefSeq and is a predicted model, not a curated record. Gene Ontology annotation, molecular function: ATP binding; ATP hydrolysis activity. Bases 278 to 610 code for a protein of 110 amino acids. Lineage: Eukaryota; Metazoa; Arthropoda; Insecta; Hymenoptera; Formicidae. Gene Ontology annotation, cellular component: plasma membrane. The transcript has 3 exons.
AGCCAGCGUUAUUUCUGAGUCAGUCUAUCGUCGUUGCUAGUGGCGGUGUGCUGAGUUUCCUACGUUCUACCUUCUUGCAGUUCCUCUGUCACAGUAGUGUCAAUCGUGUCAAUUGGCGAACCGCGGCCGAUAACUUCAAUUUCAGUUGAAAUCAUUCUCGUAUCGCGUUCUUCCGCUGAUAUCAAACAACUCGUCGCAUCGCGGAAGAUAGUAUCACGUAAUGACAAUCACUGGCUGAAGAUAAAUCGUUUUCGAAAACUCCAGUGGGAAAAUCGUCAUGGACCUUAUACCAGAAGAUAAAGUAAAUGGAGCCGAUAAUGGUGUUUGCGAAAAAGAUGCCUUCAACAAUGUCAAUGUCGUUGUUACACGUAUAUCAUAUCUUUCAAAAAUGGCUGCAGUGGACAUCGAAUUCAAUGACGUGACAUAUUCAGUACCGAUUCCUCGAGAAUCAAAGACGAUUCUAAGGGGACUCAGCGGGCAAUUCAAGUCGGGCGAGCUGACAGCGAUUCUAGGUCCUUCCGGUGCUGGGAAAUCGACAUUACUCGACAUUCUUGCAGGAUACAAGUUAUUAUUUUGUAACAUCGUAAAAUCUAAACGUCGAAUUGACUAGUCUUAUUAUCUUCUUUGCGUUGUUAGUUGUUAGUCAAUUAA